UUUUUCAUUUCUAGGAUCUUCAAAUGCGUUUUCGCGAGGGUUCCCGAAGAAUCACCACCAUUGCCCGACUCCUCCUCUUAUACGCUUCUACUCCGGCUCUCCACUUCGGUUAACAAGAACAAUUCUCUCUAAAUUCCAUUUCCCAAUAUUCUAUUUCCGAUUCUUUCUCCUCCACUUCCACUUCAAUCCAUUGCCCACUAGUUCGCUCGCUGUUGAGGCUAAUCUUUACCAAUGGCUUCCACCACUGCGCCAUUUUAUGCACUUGGGAUUCGUUUUCCUUCACAUUCCUCUUCCGUUUCUUCUUCCACUAGAAACGCGCUCAUUCUCAAGCCUCCGCUUCCCGUUUCCCUCACUGCGAAACCUAAAUCGCGCUUGCUGUUGAAUACCAAUGGUGGGUGUCACAGAUUUGGGAGGAAUUCGAGGUUUGUUGUUCGCUGUGAUUCCUCAAAUGGAAGGAUUACACAGCAAGAAUUUACAGAAAUGGCUUGGCAAGCUAUUGUUUCUUCGCCAGAAAUAGCAAAGGAAAACAAGCAUCAAAUUGUGGAGACUGAGCAUCUGAUGAAGACUCUACUGGAGCAGAAGAAUGGGUUGGCUCGUCGGAUAUUUUCUAAGAUUGGGGUUGACAAUACCCGUCUUUUGGAGGCUACUGAUCAAUUCAUCAAACGCCAACCUAAGGUUCUUGGUGAGUCAGCUGGUUCAAUGUUGGGACGUGACUUGGAAGCACUGAUCCAACGAGCCAGAGAAUUCAAGAAAGAGUAUGGGGACUCAUUUGUGUCUGUGGAGCACUUGGUUCUUGGAUUCGUUCAAGAUCAACGUUUUGGGAAGCAAUUGUUUAAGGAUUUCCAAAUAUCAUUGCCAACUUUGAAAUCUGCAAUCGAGUCCGUUAGGGGGCGCCAAUCUGUUAUUGACCAAGACCCUGAAGGCAAGUAUGAAUCUCUUGAAAAAUAUGGAAAAGAUCUGACAGCAUUGGCUAAAGCUGGGAAGCUUGACCCUGUCAUUGGAAGAGAUGAUGAAAUUAGAAGGUGCAUUCAGAUUCUAUCUAGAAGAACAAAGAACAAUCCUGUGCUUAUUGGUGAACCUGGUGUUGGUAAAACUGCUAUUUCUGAAGGGCUCGCUCAAAGAAUUGUUCAAGGUGAUGUACCUCAAGCUUUGAUGAAUAGGCGGUUAAUAUCUCUUGACAUGGGUGCUCUAAUUGCUGGAGCAAAAUAUCGUGGAGAAUUUGAGGAUAGGCUCAAGGCUGUUCUGAAGGAAGUUACAGAAUCGGAUGGCCAGAUUAUCUUAUUUAUUGACGAAAUUCACACUGUUGUUGGAGCAGGUGCUACAAACGGUGCAAUGGACGCUGGUAAUCUGUUGAAGCCUAUGCUUGGUAGGGGUGAGCUUCGGUGUAUCGGUGCCACAACAUUGGAUGAGUAUCGAAAGUACAUUGAAAAGGAUCCAGCAUUGGAGCGUCGGUUUCAGCAAGUUUAUGUUGAUCAGCCAAGUGUGGAAAAUACCGUUUCUAUCCUCCGUGGGCUUCGUGAAAGAUACGAGCUGCAUCAUGGAGUUCGCAUAUCUGACAGUGCUCUUGUAGAAGCUGCAAUUCUUUCAGACCGUUAUAUUAGUGGACGAUUUCUACCCGACAAAGCCAUUGACCUCGUUGAUGAAGCUGCUGCUAAGCUAAAAAUGGAAAUUACUUCGAAACCGACUGCUCUUGAUGAGAUCAAUAGGGCAGUACUGAAGCUCGAGAUGGAGAGACUCUCUCUAACAAACGAUACUGACAGAGCUUCUAGAGACAGGUUGAGUCGGCUUGAAGCCGAGUUGUCUCUCCUAAAGGAGAAACAAGCCCAGCUGACUGAGCAGUGGGAGCAUGAAAAGUCCGUCAUGACUCGCCUUCAGUCUAUCAAAGAGGAGAUCGACCGGGUAAAUGUGGAGAUCCAGCAAGCUGAAAGGGAGUAUGAUCUUAACAGAGCGGCUGAAUUGAAAUAUGGAAGCUUAAAUUCCUUGCAGCGCCAGCUUGCAGAUGCAGAAAAGGAAUUAGAUGAGUAUAUGAACUCUGGAAAGUCCAUGUUGAGAGAAGAAGUGACCGGAAGUGAUAUUGCUGAAAUUGUAAGCAAGUGGACUGGGAUCCCUGUUUCUAAGCUUCAACAAUCCGAGAGGGAGAAGCUUUUACAUUUGGAGGAAGAACUUCAUAAACGUGUCGUGGGUCAAGACCCAGCAGUUAAAUCCGUUGCCGAAGCCAUUCAAAGAUCUCGGGCUGGUCUCUCCGAUCCAAACCGUCCGAUUGCUAGUUUCAUGUUCAUGGGUCCGACUGGUGUUGGAAAAACAGAACUAGCCAAGGCUCUUGCUUCUUAUUUAUUCAACACUGAAGAAGCCCUCGUGCGAAUCGACAUGAGCGAGUACAUGGAGAAGCAUGCAGUUUCAAGACUAAUUGGAGCCCCACCUGGUUAUGUAGGUUAUGAGGAGGGCGGGCAGUUAACGGAGACUGUUCGCCGAAGGCCAUAUGCGGUUAUUCUGUUCGAUGAGAUAGAGAAGGCUCAUUCCGAUGUGUUCAAUGUGUUCCUUCAGAUUCUGGACGACGGGCGAGUGACCGACUCGCAAGGACGAACUGUGAGCUUUACGAACACAGUUAUCAUCAUGACUUCAAAUGUGGGUUCACAGUAUAUUCUCAAUACUGAAGAUGAUACACAACCAAAGGAAACAGCAUAUGAAACCAUAAAGCGACGAGUUCUGGAAGCUGCAAGGUCAAUCUUUCGUCCCGAGUUCAUGAACAGAGUUGACGAAUACAUCGUUUUCCAACCUCUAGACCGCGAUCAGCUCAACAGUAUUGUUCGGUUACAGCUGCAACGGGUUCAAAAGAGAGUUGCAGACAAGAAGAUGAAGAUCGAGGUGAGCGAAGCAGCAAUUCUACUUCUCGGAAGUCUCGGGUACGACCCGAACUACGGUGCUAGACCAGUGAAGCGCGUAAUACAGCAGAACGUGGAGAACGAAAUCGCAAAGGGCAUAUUGAGAGGAGAAUUCAAGGAGGAAGACACAAUUGUAAUAGACACAGAGGUAUCGGCAUUCUCUAAUGGCCAACUUCCACAGCAAAAGCUUGUUUUCAGAAGAGUGGAGAACAAAGGCGCAGACAAUCCAAACGCAGAUAGCAUACAAGCCUCUGCUCAGAUUGUAUGAACCAAAUGCCGCUUUGUAUUCACACACUUUCUAUGUAGGGAAUAUACAUAGCAAGAUUAAUGUUUUUUUUACCCUUUUUUUUUCACUCUCUAUAAAGUUCACAUAAGGUAAUAAUACCAUGUAAUUUGAGGCUGCUUUUACCUUAGGCCUUAUA
Cucurbita moschata (crookneck pumpkin) is the source of this 3304-nucleotide messenger RNA. RefSeq names its product chaperone protein ClpB3, chloroplastic. Gene Ontology annotation, cellular component: cytoplasm. The record is from RefSeq and is a predicted model, not a curated record. Lineage: Eukaryota; Viridiplantae; Streptophyta; Magnoliopsida; Cucurbitales; Cucurbitaceae. Gene Ontology annotation, molecular function: ATP binding; ATP hydrolysis activity. Gene Ontology annotation, biological process: cellular response to heat; protein refolding. The transcript has 10 exons. Bases 232 to 3150 code for a protein of 972 amino acids.